Molecule: messenger RNA, 4278 nt
Organism: Aureobasidium melanogenum CBS 110374
Lineage: Eukaryota; Fungi; Ascomycota; Dothideomycetes; Dothideales; Saccotheciaceae
Product: transcription elongation factor spt6
Exons: 4
Coding region: 1-4278 (1425 amino acids)
Biological process (GO): mRNA transcription by RNA polymerase II; nucleosome organization; positive regulation of transcription elongation by RNA polymerase II
Cellular component (GO): transcription elongation factor complex
Molecular function (GO): nucleosome binding; histone binding; DNA binding
Source: RefSeq, a predicted model, not a curated record
AUGACGACAGCCAACUUGUUCGACCUCGACGCUGAACUCGGCAGCGAAGAAGAUGAAGAGUUCGAGGGUGACGAGGAAGAACCGCGCCCAAGAAAGCAAAAGGCAAACAUCGAUGAUUCAAGUGAGGAAGAAGAAGACGACGAUGAGGAAGCCGAAAGAGAGAUCCGCGAAGGUUUCAUCGUCGACGAAGAUGAAGAAGACGAUGAGGAGCGCCGUGAGCGCCGUCGCGAAAGAAAGAAGCGUAGAAGAGAGGAGCGCGAGGCCGAAGAUGCUUUGCUUGACGAGGAAGAUUUGGACCUGAUUGGCGAAACACAUCCCGACUACCAACGUCGUCAAGAAGAGCAGAGCAAAUUCAAGCGCCUGAAGCGGGGUCAUCGCGAAGACCGAGAUCGCAACGAAGCGCGCGGCAUCGACGACAUCUUUAGUGACGAUGAGGAGAUGGCCGACGCCGAUGGUAGAGCCUACGGCCGCGAACCAAGAGCCUAUGCCGACGAAUUCGCCGACUUUAUUGAAGAGGAUGAAUUUCCCGACGAGGAGCGCGAAGCAAUGCGCGAUGCUGCCGAAGUGCGACGACCUGGAAGAGGCUAUGUCGACCCCCUGCGUAUGCAGAGCGGCCUGGAUGAAUCGGCUCAGGAAGAUAUGAUGGCUGCUUUCGGUGACGGUACCGAGUACGACUGGGCUCUGCAAUUACAAGAGGAGGGCGAUGAGAACCAAGAAGGCCUGGACAAGCCGCUCGAGCUCAAGGAUGUCUUCGAGCCUUCGCAACUGGCCGACAGAAUGUUGACAGAGGCUGAUAACAUCAUCCGCAACACUGAUGUCCCCGAACGCUACCAGAUCGCCCGCCAGCCCUUCAGGGAGAUGGAAUUGUCGGAUGAGGAAAUGAAUGCUCGCAUGCAAGAAGAGACACACUGGAUUUCCAACUUCCUGCUUCCCAAGAAGCGUCUGGACCGCGACCUUAUCGAACCCUUCCGCGAGGUCGUUGGUCACGUCUUGCGAUUCAUGAACGUUGAAGAACUCGAAAUUCCCUUCAUCCUUCACAACCGCAAAGACUAUCUCAUCCACGAGGAGCGUGUGCCCCUAUCUCCUAACCCCAACGACCCGGAUGCUCCUCAGCACGAGAUCAAGGCUUCGAGAUUGUUGCAAAACAGCGACCUAUGGGAGAUCUAUGAACUGGAUCUCAAGUACCGUGCCUUUGUUGAGAAGCGCGAAGCUUUGUCAAGGUCGAUCGAGAGUAUCCGCGAUGCCAUGACUGACUCGAACGACGAAAUCUUCAAUGACAUGAUCCCUGCCGCUGUCACUAUGGAGGAAUUGCAAGACGUCCAGGACUAUCUCCACUUCCAGUACGCCGCCCAACUCAAGGAUACGACCGUAUACGAUGCAGAGACCAAUGGUACACAAAAACGAGCAAGAGGAACACGUAAUGUCUGGGACAAGGUCCGCGCUGGACAAGCGUACCACAUGGUUAGAGCAUUCGGCAUUUCUGCAGAUGCUCUGGCACAAAAUGCUCUCAAGGUCGGCACAAGGCAGUACACUGAGGAUCCCACUGAGAGACCCGACGACAUGGCCGACAAGCUGGUCGACGGAGCUGAAUACUCCAGCAGUCAACAGCUUCUUGCUGCUGCAAAGGCCAUGUUUGCUGAAGAACUCGCUCAAAGUCCUCGUAUGCGCAAGCUUUUGCGUCAAAACUUCUACAUGGAUGGUGUCUUCGACUGUUUCCGUACCGAGAAGGGCUUGAAGAGAAUCGAUGAGGAGCACCCGUAUUACGAGUUCAAGUAUCUUCGUGGAAAGGACCUAAGAUCAAUUGUCGCCAAGCCUGAGCUUUUCUUGCGCAUGCUCAAGGCCGAAGAUGAAGGUCUUGUUGAGGUUCGUGUUCGCAUGGAAGUCUGGGACAGGUUCAAGGACAGUCUGUACAAGAACAUCAUGUCCGACAACUUCAGUGAACUCGCCGAUGCCUGGAACGCUUUGCGCAGAGAAGUCUUGGAUAUGGCCUUGGAGAAGCUCACCCGCACAAUUGUCAAAGGUGUGAAGGAGAACCUCAAGACAGAGUGUGAAGCUCAAAUUGCUCGCGCUUGCAGAGAGGAAUACGCCAACAAGCUCGAUCAAGCUCCUUACAAGCCUCGUGGCAUGGUACUUGGUACCACACCUCGUGUACUCGCCUUGUCCAAUGGUGCAGGCAAGCGCAACGAUGCUAUCUGCUGGGCGUACGUUGACGAAAACGGUCGUGUGCUUGAGAACGGCAAGUUCGUUGACAUUCGCAUGGGUAAUAAGGAGAAGUUCCUGCCCGAUGGAGCUGAUGUAGCAGCAUUCGUCGACCUUGUCGAGCGUCGCAAGCCUGAUGUCGUUGCCGUUUCUGGCUUCUCUGUUGAAACUCGCAGACUCUACAAGGAUCUCCAGGAAAUCAUCGAAAGCCACGACCUACGAGGUACACCAUAUGAAGAAGAAGAUGGCUCGGAACAGAGCGACAAGCUUGAUAUUGUCAUCACCAACGACGAAGUUGCCCGUCUUUACUACACCAGCGAUCGUGCCACCGCCGAGCACCCCACCGUUCCGCCGCUUACCAGAUACUGUAUCGCUCUUGCAAGAUACAUGCAGAGUCCUCUUAAGGAGUACGCUGCCCUUGGUCGCGACAUCACAUCAAUCUCCUUCACCUCAAAUCAAACACUCAUCCCUCAAGAAAAGGUGCUGAAGCAUCUGGAAAUGGCCAUGAUCGAAACUGUGAACCUGGUCGGUGUCGACGUCAAUGAAGCAGUCUCUGAUUCAUACACUGCCAACCUUCUACAAUAUGUUUCGGGUCUGGGUCCUCGCAAAGCAGCACAUCUUCUUAAGGUUGUCAACUCAAAUGGAGGUGACCUCAACACUCGUUACGAACUUAUCGGCGUAUCCGAUCGCAGCAGAAGAGCCGCUGUUGGCCCCAAGAUUUUUGAGAACUGUGCCAGCUUCCUGUACAUCAACUAUGACGACUCCGAGCCGGACUCUGACUACCUGGACAACACUCGUGUGCACCCCGAGGACUACGAGACGGCGAGAAAGAUUGUGGCCGAUACCCUUGACAUGGAUGAAGAGGAUGUUAAGGCUGAGAUUGACGAGGCUGGUCCCAACGCUGUUGUUCGCAAGCUUAUCAAGGAUGACGCCCAAGACAAGCUCAAUGAUCUUGUGCUUGACGAUUAUGCUGAGGAGAUUCUUCGCAAGAUUGGUCUCAAGAAGAAGGCUACCCUGGAGCUCAUCCGUGGUGAAUUGCAACAACCUUACGAGGAACUUCGUCGCAGCUUCUACUUGCUGUCAACUGAUGAAGUCUUCACCAUGCUGACUGGAGAGACCAAGGAGUCGCUGACUGCAGGCAUGAUCGUGCCUGUUUCGAUCAAGCGCACCUUCCCUGAUCACAUCGAUGUCAAGUUGGACUGUGGUAUUGAUGGAACUGUCAACGAAACAGACUUCCCUGCUGGUGUCGGCAAUGGUGGCGCAGAGCCUCGUCAUGUCUGGCAGACACAUCAGACUGUUCAGGCCAAACUUCUCGAAAUUGAGCCCAAGCGUUUCACGGCAAAACUCUCGCUCAGAGAAGAUGACCUGCGGGAACCUUUCCGUCGUGAGUUCGACCACGAGCCUGGACAAUGGGAUGAGCAACAGGAAGCUCAGGAUAAGAAGGAGGCCCUUCUCGAGAAGGACGCCAAGACCGGCAGAGCUCAACGUGUUAUCAAGCACCCUCUUUUCAGACCGUUCAACUCAGCUCAGGCCGAAGAGUACUUGGGUUCACAAGCACAAGGCGAUGUUGUCAUCAGACCAUCAUCAAAAGGACUCGACCAUUUGGCUGUCACAUGGAAAGUCUCGGAGAAUGUCUUCCAACAUAUUGAUGUGCUGGAGCUUGACAAGGAGAACGAGUUCUCUGUGGGUAGAACUCUCAAGGUUGGCGGCAAAUACACAUACUCAGAUCUUGAUGAGUUGAUUGUCUUGCACGUCAAGGCAAUGGCCAAGAAGGUUGAUGAGAUCAUGACGGACGAGCGCUUCCAGAAAGGCUCGAGAGAAGCGACGAACGAGUGGCUCAACGCCUACACAGAGGCCAACCCCAUCCGCAGCAUGUACGCCUUCUGCAUUAACCCCAAGUACCCUGGCUACUUCGAUCUAUGCUUCAAAGCCGGCGCCUCAGCAAAGGUCGCAGCAUGGCCCGUCAAGGUCAUUCCCAACGCUUUCGAGCUCCAACGCCAUCCUUACCCUGACAUGCGCGCUCUGAAGAACGGCUUCAAGCUCUUGUUCUCCAAGGCCUCUGGCGUGGCUAAGCGAUAG